CUGGAUCGAUUUGCCGGCGCUUGCUGAAAACAACAAUUAGGCAAGAAAUAAUACUUUUGCGGUGGGUUGUUAAACACACAUCUUGGAAUUUCUAGACUUCGGAUUGGAGGGUUGUUAAGCUCUUAAGUUUUCCUUGAACAUGUCCUUGCGUGCGAGGAUCAAUAAAAUUUGUGGCUUGCGAGUACUUUGGCUCGCCAAAUGCCCAAACGCAAAUCUCUGAAAACAGAAAUUCAGAAACAAACUGCCAAAUCUCCCGAAAAGAUGACAGCCUGCUUCACUCUCCUAGUCUUCAGUGACGGCGACGAUUCAUUCGGCCACUGGCACUGGGGCUCAUCUCGUCCGAUUUGCUCCCCAUCUCGCGCGACGUGUCACGCGGAAUACCACACCCCGGGCGAGCAGGCGAGGUCGCCGAGCAGAUCAGUCUCAGCGGCCGGUUGCGCCACCGGAACCGGAAGUGAGUCGCGCCCGAUGGCGGCGCUGCUGCUGAGCCGGGCGCGGUGGCUCCUGGUGGAGCACCCGGCGGUGGCGUCCUUCCGCUGGCAGCCGGGCCGCACGCUCGGCGCGACCCCGUCCUUCGCGGCCGCCGUCACCUGCGGCUACCUCGCCGCGGUGCUCGUCCUCCACCGCCUCGUCCUUCCGCGCCUCCCGCCGCUCCCGCCGCGGGCGCUGCGCUUGGCCUCCGCGGCCCACAACACGGUCCUCCUCGCGCUCUCCGCCACCAUGGCCGCCGGGUGCGCGCUGUCCACGGCCGCCGCGGCGCCGCCGCCGCGGUGGGCGUGGCCCUUCUGCUUCCCCCCGGGCGGCGCCACGGAGGCGUCGGGCCCCGUCUUCUUCUGGGCGCACGUCUUCUACCUCUCCAAGGUGUACGAGCUCGGCGACACGCUGCUCAUCCUGCUCGGCCGCCGCCCGCUCACGCUGCUCCACGUCUACCACCACGCCGUCGUCAUCGCCAUGUGCUACCUCUGGCUCGCCACGCGCCAGUCCCUGAUGCCCAUCGCGCUCGUCACCAACGCCGGCGUGCACGUCGUCAUGUACUCGUACUACCUCUGCUGCAGCGUCGGGCUGCGCUGGCCUAGGCGGCUGAAGCGCGCCGUCACGGAGCUGCAGAUCGUGCAGUUCCUCUUCAGCUUCACGGCCUCCGUGGUCAUGCUGUGGCUCCACUUCACCGCCGGCGGCUGCGAGGGGAUGGCCGGGUGGGUGUUCAACGCCGUCUUCAACGCGUCGCUGCUCGCGCUCUUCCUCGACUUCCAUGGCGCCGCCUACAAAGCCGCAAAGGGGAACAAGGGCAAAGCAGAAUGACGAGGCCAGCAGCGAAUUAGUGGCCACCAAUUACUUGUGAGAUUUUACUGUUUUUAGACUUGUUUUUUCCUAUCCAUUUCAAAAAAGGCAAAGUAAGUAGUGUAUUGGAUCAUGUAACAUUUCUGAUUUCAGUUUUGUUUUGCUUUUCCAUCCAGAACAAUCAUGUCGCAACAACCUUUAUGUGAUAAUUGGUGUAGCUGAAUUAUCCAAGUAUCUCGAA
Panicum virgatum (switchgrass) is the source of this 1519-nucleotide messenger RNA. Its product is annotated as elongation of fatty acids protein 3-like. The record is from RefSeq and is a predicted model, not a curated record. NCBI's taxonomy places the organism in Eukaryota, Viridiplantae, Streptophyta, Magnoliopsida, Poales, Poaceae. Gene Ontology annotation, biological process: fatty acid elongation, saturated fatty acid; fatty acid elongation, monounsaturated fatty acid; fatty acid elongation, polyunsaturated fatty acid. Gene Ontology annotation, molecular function: fatty acid elongase activity. Gene Ontology annotation, cellular component: endoplasmic reticulum membrane. The transcript has a single exon. Bases 199 to 1299 code for a protein of 366 amino acids.